AUCUCCCACCACGCACUGCCAGCAAUGCCAAUCCACCCACAAUGCCUACGAAACUCUCCCCCUUUCUCUGCCCAGGGGACGCCACCAAAGCAGACGAGCUCGCCAUCGUCUACCUCCGCCGCGACCACCAAGUCCCCACCAUCCUGCGCGAGCGCGACGACGACGACGAGGGCUACUCGGAAGGAAAAGUAAUUAACACGCGCUUCGGCUCCUUUCCACACAGUACGCUCACCUCGCUCCCCUGGGGCAGCCAAGUGCGCGCCUCGAAAGUCGACACUGGAUCGCGCGGACGCCGGCCGGCAAAGCGCAAGCGCGACGAUGGCGCUGACGAGGAUGAACCAGCCCGGGCAGAGCCAACGCAGGCUGUGACGGCCGCGAGCGGGUUUGUGCAUCUUCUCCCCCCGACGCCGGAGAAUUGGACGAGCGCCCUGCCACAUAGGACGCAGGUCGUGUAUACCCCCGACUACGCAUAUAUUCUGCAUCGGAUCCGCGCGCGGCCAGGGAGCCGGAUCAUAGAGGCUGGAGCAGGGAGCGGGUCGUUCACGCAUGCCUCUGCGAGGGCUGUGUACAGUGGGUAUCCAUCCGCUGAUGCGCCGGAGAGAAAUCUAGGACGAGUGUUCAGCUACGAGUUCCAUGCUCAGCGGCACGAGAAAUUGGUGCUUGAGCUUGCGGACCAUGGGUUGGAGGGUGUGGUGGAGAUCGCACACCGUGAUGUGUGUGGGAAGGGCUUCUUGGUAGGUGAGAAUGCGGAUAAGUCGCCUGGCGCUGAUGCCAUCUUCCUCGAUCUUCCGGCGCCGUGGCUUGCGCUUCCGCAUCUCUCGCGGCGUGAGCAGCCUCUAUCCAUACCCUUGCCCGCGGGCGAGACACCACGGCCGUUUGUGUCAUCGCUGAAUCCCCACGCUCCGGUACAUAUCUGCACCUUCUCACCUUGUAUUGAGCAAGUACAGCGCACGAUAUCCUGCAUGCGACAGCUGGGGUGGGUGCAGAUCCAAAUGGUGGAAGUCCAGCAAAAGCGCGUAGAAAUCCGACGAGAGCGCGUCGGCAUCGUCCACGGCCAAGCCGUCCACGGGAUGCAAAACACCGCCGCGAGCGUAGACGAGGCUCUCGCUCGCCUCCGCGAGAUCGAGGGUCGGUUCCGAAGCUUCCACGGCUCUGAGCCCGGGGAGAAGAGUGCGGGUUCGGGGUCGUCAGGGAACGAGAACGGCAAGGCGAAGAAGGUGCAGCCUAAUUCGCGGGAGGCGAUCGUAGCGAGCUUGAUAGAGCGGAAGGCGUUCAAGGAGGGGAAUCUGAUACAUAAGACUGAGCAGGAAGUCAAGACGCAUACGAGUUACUUGGUGUUUGCGGUGUUGCCGGUGGAGUGGAGUGAGGAGGAUGAGGAGAGGGCUGCUGUGCUGUGGCCGGCGAGGGCGGCGGAGGUGAAGGGGAAGGAGAAGGUGGGGAAGAGGGGAGUUAGUAAUAGGCAGUUGAAGAGGGAUGCGAAGGCGGCUGAGAAGGCGAGGCUUGCGAGUUUGGCGGCUGGGGAUGGAGAGGGGGAGGGAGAGGGGAAGACGAAUGGACAUGCUGAGGUAGAGGGGGAGACUGUUGCUGGCGGGGACAAUGUGGCCGAAUAG
Messenger RNA from Pseudogymnoascus destructans, 1610 nucleotides. It is a transcript of the gene TRM61, whose product is annotated as tRNA (adenine-N(1)-)-methyltransferase catalytic subunit trm61. Gene Ontology annotation, cellular component: nucleus; tRNA (m1A) methyltransferase complex. The record is from RefSeq and is a predicted model, not a curated record. Bases 42 to 1610 code for a protein of 522 amino acids. Lineage: Eukaryota; Fungi; Ascomycota; Leotiomycetes; Thelebolales; Thelebolaceae. Gene Ontology annotation, biological process: tRNA methylation. The transcript has a single exon.